UUUUGUGGAGCUUUCCGCCCUUCUUUGCGAAUCCGUAGUGUUUCCAAACAUCCCAUUUAAACCAUUUAAACGUUGCGGGCGGGGGGGGGGGUGUUAAAUAUAUAAAUACAGAAAGUUCCUCGCUGCUGCUUUUGCUACGAACGUCCAUGCUGUUUUACUAGUAGUUUGUAGUAUGUGCCUCACGGCUUCCGUCCGUAUUUAAUACAAAAGGCCAAAUAACGAUGGUGCAUUCAGGGCGCCUGGGGAACAGCAAAUGAGGCGAAGUUGAACAUGAAUAAAAUACCCUUCCACAGCAGCCACGGAGAAGAAUGUGCUUUUUUCAUACGUGGGACUUUGGCGACAUCUAACGGUGAUAUAAUGUCAUUACUUGUUAAAAGCAUUUUAAUCGGGUGUCAGUCAAACGUAAUUUAUGCAUUGUUGAAAUUGGUGAUGUAGAUGAUGGAUUAUGGAUUAUGGAUGAUGGAUUAUGGAUUAAGGAUGACUAGUUGUCAUAAUAAAGGAUGCCAUAAGCGAUCUUUAAGGACGCACGGACGAGAAGCAGACACCGUAGAUGGAAACUUAAGGACCAGAAUGAUGGACGUGUGUGGAGGUGUGGGCGUGUCCUUUGUUUAUCGUAACAGGAGUCACGGAGACACGAGAGGCAUCCAUAAUCCAUGAGGAUCUUCCACGUGGCGACACCAGCACCGUCAUCCUCAAGACUGGACACUUCAUUAGGAUCCGGUCCCAUGUGACAAAGGACCCAAGGUUCUGGAAGAGAGCCGCCCUGAAAUAUGCAUGAGGAAAUCCACACCUGUUUCCAGGUGGAUGAGGCGGGAAGAGACCAGGUGAAGCGAAGAGAGAGCAUCUCCCAAACAGGAAGUGGACCCCAGCAGCGGCCCCCAGCAUCCAGGAGCCAUCAUGAAUCCUUUGUGGAGGGUUUACAAGAGCAAAGUCCUGAAGACCCUCAACCCCGAGUACGUGGAGGAGACCGCCGACGAGGUCUGUGAGACGGAGGAAGACCUGGGUCCGGUCCAGGAGGAUCCCCAAGGCCAAAACGCCAUGUCUCAGCUGGCCCGCAAAAUGCAGGGGGCGGGGGCCAAAAGCUGGAACAGACUGGCGGCCAUCUUUAACCAAGACGACCAACACCAACUCCUCCCUGACACCCAAAGUCCUCCCAUCGCUGACCAUCCUCUUGCAGUAAGGCCGGAGGUGUCCGCCCCCCCCACCAGGCGCUCCGGCUUCUGGGACAGCUUUGCUGCCAACUGGGCGGCCAGGAAGCAGGCGGAGGAAGAUGCUGGUGUGGGAGACCAGGAGCCACAAGAGGCCGUGGAGGAGGAGGAGGAGCAGGAGGAGGAGGAGGGGGGGCGUGACGGGGACAUGAACCCAAGCGAAGGAACCCGCUCCUUCUCCAGGUACGUGUCUCUGGGAGGGGGGGAGGACGCCCCCUUCAGGUGGAACUUUGUCAGCAGCAAACUGGCCGAGCUGAGAAGUAAGAGUGCGGCCCACAGCGACUAACAUCUUCAUCUUCUUCCUCCUCGGCGAUCCGGCAGCCAUCGCAUUAUCGUAUUGGCACAAUGCUUUUAUUUUGAAGGCUGCAGGAUGUGGUGGGCUGGUUGCUGGCUGGCUGGCUGGCGUCCAUCAUAGAACCUCCAGCCAAACCAGCAGGACAUCUACAGCUGUAAGGUCCAAAGGUCCAAAGGUCCAAAGGUCCAAAGACAAUAACCUGGUCGUGUUAUGAGGUCAGAGGUCACGUUAGUAGCAUGAAGAGGAGGUAGUGAAGGGGACCUACCAAGCUUUGUCACCUUUGACCUACGAGCGUCCUUACAAUGUCCUCUUCUGGCUCAGACCAGGCCGACCUUUGAACCUUUCUGGAAGUCAGCCCUCACUGUCUGAACGUCACAGUGUGCCCCCCACCCAAUCCAUCUCCAUCCAUCUCCAUCCAUCCCCAUCCAUCUCCAUCCAUCUCCAUCCAUCCCCAUCCAUCUCCAUCCAUCUCCAUCCAUCUCCAUCCAUCCCCAUCCAUCCCCAUCCAUCUCCAUCCAUCUCCAUCCAUCUCCAUCCAUCUCCAUCCAUCCCCAUCCAUCCCCAUCCAUCUCCAUCCAUCCCCAUCCAUCUCCAUCCAUCCCCAUCCAUCCCCAUCCAUCUCCAUCCAUCCCCAUCCAUCUCCAUCCAUCCCCAUCCAUCUCCAUCCAUCUCCAUCCAUCCCCAUCCAUCUCCAUCCAUCUCCAUCCAUCCUCAUCCAUCUCCAUCCAUCUCCAUCCAUCUCCAUCCAUCUACAUCUCCAUCCAUCUCCAUCCAUCUCCAUCCAUCUCCAUCCAUCCCCAUCCAUCUACAUCUACAUCCAUCUCCAUCCAUCCAUCUCCAUCCAUCUCCAUCCAUCCCCAUCCAUCUCCAUCCAUCUCCAUCCAUCUCCAUCCAUCUCCAUCCAUCUACAUCUCCAUCCAUCUCCAUCCAUCCCCAUCCAUCCCCAUCCAUCUACAUCUCCAUCCAUCUCCAUCCAUCCCCAUCCAUCUCCAUCCAUCUCCAUCCAUCCCCAUCCAUCUCCAUCCAUCCUCAUCCAUCUCCAUCCAUCCCCAUCCAAGAUGAUGUGAAGUUUGAUUUGCUGCACGCGAGGAGAAGAGUGGAAGAGCUUAGAAAUGGAAUCAUCUCUCCUAGUCUCCUCUGGAUGAUCUUCUCUGGAUUAUUUAUUGUCUUCUUCUUCUUCUUCUUCUUUGCUUGUGAGCCAAUAAAAAUAUUUACAUUGCUGAUACAUUUCA
Doryrhamphus excisus (bluestripe pipefish) is the source of this 2735-nucleotide messenger RNA. RefSeq lists its product as uncharacterized. The record is from RefSeq and is a predicted model, not a curated record. Gene Ontology annotation, biological process: spermatogenesis. NCBI's taxonomy places the organism in Eukaryota, Metazoa, Chordata, Actinopteri, Syngnathiformes, Syngnathidae.